AUGUUCUGUUUAGUAUUCUUCAUUGCAAUUGCUUUAGCUAAGGAUUCUAUUGUUAUGAGUGCUGAUAGAGACAGCAAUGGUAAUCCAAUUACCUUUUUAAAAUUUGAAUUUGGAACAUGCUAUUAUAUGGGAGCUGGAGAAGAAGGAGCAUCAAUAAAAUUAUCUAAGAGUGGUGACAAUAUUAAAGGUAAGCUUUAUAAUGAAGCUGAUUGUAAGGGAACUAGUGAAGAAGCUGAAGAAUCAGUCAAUGAUUUUGUUGAAAGUUUCUGUUCAGCAUAUGGAAGUGUAGCAGGAAGUACUUGUACUGGAUCUAUUACAAAAGCUCCUGAACAUGUUGCUUUCCAAUCUGUUAUGCCAGAUGACGCUGAUUGUUCACAUAAGGAUAAUACUUUUAGACUUUAUUACACUGAUGCAUGCUAUCCUUGCGAAGGAAGUUCUUGUAAAAGAGAAGAAGAAGACGGAUCCUUCUUUUUAAAUGUUUAUUCUGGUGAAAAUUGCGAUGGUGACAGAACUACACACACUCAAUUAUUCAAGUGUGAUAGCUGUGUUGAAGGAGUACAUUAUCAAUGUGGUGCUAUUUCAACAAUGGUUCUUGCUGUUGUUGCUAUUCUUGCAUUCUUCCUUUAA
Molecule: messenger RNA, 627 nt
Organism: Entamoeba nuttalli P19
Lineage: Eukaryota; Evosea; Mastigamoebida; Endamoebidae
Exons: 1
Coding region: 1-627 (208 amino acids)
Source: RefSeq, a predicted model, not a curated record